Messenger RNA from Diabrotica balteata, 414 nucleotides. The record is from the annotation of a GenBank genome assembly. Lineage: Eukaryota; Metazoa; Arthropoda; Insecta; Coleoptera; Chrysomelidae.
AUGGAAAAAAUAAAAUGGCACGAUCGCCUUUUCGGCAAAAAACUAAUAAAAUGCGACUCGGUGAACACCAACUCCAACUCCAACAACUUCGAGCUUAUCUCCACUAGUGAAGUUCUGCAGAAUGUAAACAUUACGGGAGUUUACUUUUCGUUCGCCAAUAUUAACCUUCAAAGUGACGAGUUUAUUAAUAAGCUCAAAGAGUUCUAUGAGAGAUUAAGGAAUGAAAGUUGCAGUGAUGAGAAAAAGCUUCAGGUUAUUCAGGUUGUGAUGUGGGCCCACAACGAUAAUUACGGUGAUAUCGAAAGCAGCCAUCGCGAAAGUCUGAUGGGAUUACCAUGGUUUGCCAUGCCUUUUAGUGAGAUUGAUUUGAAGAAUGAAUGCGACUGUCAGUUUGGCGACGGAGGCCAGAGUUAG